ACAGAAAUACUCAAACCAGCCCAUCUGGCACCAACAAUCAUGCAACGCUCCAGAUCACAGAGAUCAAAUUUUUCCCCAUUCUGAUGGUUGAUUUGAAAAUUAACUGAAGCUCCUGACCCAUAUCUGCAUGAUUUUAUGCACUGCACUGCUGCCACACGAUUGGUUGAUUAGAUAAUCACAUGGAUGAUUGUUGGUGGCAGACGGGUUGGUUUGAGUAUUUCUGUAACUGCUGAUCUCCUGGGAUUUUCAUGCACAACAGUCUCUAGAAUUUAUUCUGUGCAGAGGGCUGCGAUUAAAAAGAUAAAUAGUCUGCUCGCUUCAAAGGUUAUUGCGCUGCUCUGUCCAGUCUAUAUUAGGUUAGAGCAUUAUUACAGUGUUUUCAGUGCGAUUCUGUGCUCCACAACUCCAUCUCAUGCUUAGAGUAACAGAAGUCCUCUUAGUUCAGUUCCGUUUGCUUAAGUGCGCCAAGCGCUUUAUUUACACUCAGACAGUGCUCUAGGAUGGGUACAAUUUGAAUAUGAAGAAGACAGUGUUUUUUCUUUGUUUCACUGUUUAUAUAUUUAUUUGUUUGUGGGUGAAUUGAAAAAAGGUCUCAGUUUUUUUUUUUUUUGUUAGUUUUUUUAAUGGACUCAAGUGUGAAAACCCCAGUAGCCUUUUGGCAGAUGAACACCUGAAAAACUUUUUUUUGUCUAUCAUAAGUUCAAAUCGCAAUAUUUUUCAAAAUAAUCACAUCAAAAAUCAUGUCAUCAAAAAUCGAAAGUCAUACGCAGCUGGGAUGGCAUGAGGCAUGGCUAACAACAAGAACAGCACGCUCCGUUGUACUUUUUCGGCCCCCAGCCACAGCAACACUCUCCUGAGGGGGUUGUCUGCCUUGCGUGACCAGGGUCAGUUGCUGGAUGUGGUUCUAGCCAUUGAAAACGAACGCUUCGAGGUUCACAAAGCGGUUUUGGCCUCCUGCAGUGACUACUUCAGAGCCAUGUUCACUGGAGGAAUGAAGGAGUCAAACCAGGACACCAUAGAGCUACAAGGUCUUUCAGCCAAAGGACUGAAGCACAUUAUUGAUUUUGCCUACAGUUCUGAGGUCACGUUGGACCUGGACUGUAUUCAGGAUGUUCUCGGAGCUGCUGUGUUCCUGCAGAUGGUUCCUGUGGUGGAGCUUUGUGAGGAGUUUCUCAAAUCAGCCAUGAGUGUAGAGACUUGUCUGAACAUUGGCCAGAUGGCCACCACUUUCAGCCUCUCCUCCCUUAAACAGUCGGUCGAUGCAUUCACUUUCCGUCACUUCCUGCAAAUCGCUCAGGAAGACGACUUCCUUCACAUUUCAAUGGAACGACUGGUUUUCUUCCUACAGAGCAACAAAUUAAAGAACUGCAGUGAGAUCGACUUGUUCCAUGCAGCGAUCCGCUGGCUGCAACAAGACGAAUCCAGGCGAGCUGCCGCCAGUGAAGUGCUCUGCCAUGUGCGCUUCCCGCUAAUGCGAUCGUCUGAGCUGGUGGACAGCGUCCAGUCUGUCAACAUAAUGGUGGAGGAUGUGCAGUGUCGUCAGUUCCUCCUAGAGGCCUUCAAUUAUCAGAUCCUUCCUUUCCGACAGCACGAAAUGCAGUCACCGCGAACUGCCAUUCGUUCCGACGUCACAUCCUUGAUCACUUUUGGUGGAACACCAUACACUGACAACGAUCGCACUGUUAGCAGCAAAGUUUACUAUCUACCUGACAUCACAGCACGACAGUUCAAAGAUUUGAUGGAGAUGGAGAUGGGAUGCAGCCAUGCAUGCGUUUCGGUUCUCAACAAUUUUGUGUACGUGGUCGGUGGGCAGCAUCUGCAGUACCGCAGUGGAGAGGGCGCAGUAGACAUCUGCUUCCGCUACGACCCUCAUCUCAACCAAUGGCUUCGAAUCCAACCUAUGCAGGAGAGUCGCAUUCAGUUUCAACUCAACGUUCUCCAUGGACAACUUUACGCUACAGGGGGCCGCAACAGGUCUGGCAGCUUGUCUUCUGUAGAAUGCUACUGCCCCAAGAAAAACAAGUGGACCUACGUGGAUUCUUUGAAGAGGAGAAUCUGGGGUCAUGCCGGAGCUACGUGUGGGGAGAAACUCUACGUCUCUGGGGGUUACGGUGUGUCCGUGGAGGAUAAGAAGACUCUACAUUGUUACGAUCCAGCCUCUGAUCAGUGGGACUUUAGGUGUCCCAUGAAAGAGCCGCGAGUCCUGCAUGCUAUGAUCAGCGUGAAUAACCGUGUUUAUUCCCUUGGUGGCAGAAUGGACCAUGUCGACCGCUGCUUCGAUGUUCUGGCUGUAGAGUAUUACAUUCCAGAAACUGAUCAAUGGACAACAGUCAGUCCAAUGCGUGCUGGCCAGUCUGAAGCUGGCUGCUGCUUACUGGAUAAAAAGAUCUAUAUAGUUGGAGGAUACAACUGGCACCUCAAUAAUGUCACAAGUAUUGUGCAGGUUUACAACACUGAAACAGAUGAGUGGGAAAGAGAUCUUCAUUUUCCAGAAUCUUUUGCCGGAAUUGCUUGUACGCCUAUUAUAUUUCCUCAAACCACCACCCAACACUAAGAGUUUGGUUAACACAAAACACACAUUCUCUUAUAUUUUCAUUUUUCUUUUACAUUUUAAGGUUUAAUGUCUACCCCAAAAGCAGCAGAAGUAAUUACAAGAUUGAUUUGAAGGUUUUGUAUGCAAGCUUUUGCCUUAUGAAAAGAUAUCUCUGAAUAUUCAUGAUUCAAAGGGAUGGUUCACCCAUAAAUUUACUCAACCUCAUGUACUUCAAAACCUUUAUGGCUUGAUUAUGACCAGUCUUCUGUGGAACACAAAAUGCAGUUAUUUACAGUAGAAUGUUCAAGCUACUCUUUUUCAUGCAAUGAAAGGCAAAUAGUUCACAAUUGCUAACAACCAAGAUCUUCAAGGUAAGAUUUUAAGUAAAUUAUGAAUUCAAUUUCAGUCUGUUCUUCAUGCAAAUAUAUCAUACGACUUCAAAAGACUUGGAAUAUGGUGCACAAGUCAUGAGGACUACAUUUAUAAUGCUUUUAUGGGGCUUUUUGGAGAUUGACAGCCCUUGAUCACCAUCCAAUUUCAUUGUAUGGAAGAGAGCAGUGUUAACAGCUAAACAUCUCUUCUUGGUGUUCUAGAUAAGAAAGUUAGUCAUGAGUUUGGAAUGACAUGAGUGUGAGUAAAUGAUUACAGAAUCACUUGAAGGUGCAUUCACACCACUGCUGCUUAAUGUCAUGAAAGUGUAAACAUUUUUGAUAAGCAUGUUCAGAACAUUAAGCAUCUUACUGCACUUCUCAAGCAGUCUAUGUGAUUCUUAUUGGUACUUGUACAAAAUUCUUGUUCAUUACUGUGAAAAGGGCAAUGUCGUCAGCCCUCUAUCUUCCUAAAUUUCCUGUUUCCAACUGUUACUGUAUUUAAAACAAGCAACAGAGGUGGCUAAAUUCACAUGCGCAAUGUUUUUUUUUUUUUUUUUUUUUUUGAACACUUCAGGGAACAAUUGUGAGAUUUGUUAUUUAUUUUUAUUACAAGGAAACAACUUUUAAAACCCAACAAUCUCAUUGUUAUAGCCAUUUUAUAUUCAAACUGAAAAAUCAAAUUUUGACAAAAACAAAUAGAUAUUCACUGGGUAAAAAUGUUUAUAACCUUUGUCUACCUACAGGUUUUGUUUCACAAAUUAAGGUAGCACAUUUAAUUAUGCACUUUCAUGUUCAAUGUAUUCAAACAUGAAUUUACAGACAAAGAUUAAAACAGUGUAAUGUUUUCUCUGAAUGUGUAAUGUGCACAGUCGAUGUUUAGAGACUGGAUCAAAUUUGUUUAACAAUGCCAGAAAAUGGUGGUCUUGCAUGAAUAACAGACAUUCACGGUCGCUUUUCAAGCGAUGUGUGCAUUAAGAAUAUGAUGAAUUUGGUUGUUGUUGAUUACAUUUAUGUGUUAAUGUUGGAGUUCUCAAAUUUUCUUUAAGGUUACAAAUAUUUUUUUUGAAAAAAAAAAAUUUGGUUUCCAACUACACAAAAUAUAUUUAUAUUCUCUAAAUAUAGAGAAGUACAUUCUCUAUAUUUAGCUAAUUUGCCAUAUGAAUAACUGUGCAUAAAUGUGAAGCACAGUGAAUAACUGUCACCUUUAGCUCAGGACUCAUCUAUGUUGUAGGGCUGUCAAAAUAAAAUUCGAAUAUUCGUCGAAUUUAAGAUAAAUACGCACAUUCGAAUGCUAAAACUGCGCAUUCGAUUUUUGGAUGCCAAGCACUGGCGGUGACUUCAGACCAAUCGCAUUCUUGCGCUAAAAAAAGGCUAGACACAGUGCAACAAAUACAGUUUAACAGAAACUAGGUAUCUCGAGAGUUCUUUUUAAAUUGACAUGGCAUCUAAAAAACAGUGCUCCUGAAGCAAAACAAAGAUGUCCGUCUAGCGUGUUUACAUAGAAAAACAAAUGGUAAACUGGAUGGUGGUAAAAGCGUUCGGUGUGAACAGCCCCUUACAGUUGGUGGAGGUCUUUGGCUGUUGCAUCUUGCUCUCUUAUCAGCAUUGCUCAGAUUAAGCAAUGGGGUUGUCUGUAAAGGAGUCCAAGUUGGAAAUGUGUGUCUCGAGAUCCUCGCGUUCUGUUCCUUUCUGUUGUGUUCCAUCUGUUUGAACAACCCCUGACCAGGGAUCAUGAGCCGCUUUACCAACGAGUUCAGCCGAAUACCACUGUUAUCUGGGAAUAAUUCUACCCUACAUAUAGCUGUAAUUGAAAAACACUGUGGGAUAUCGCUGUUAUUAUGAAGUUUGAGUCUGUGGUAGUAUAUGCUGUAGCACCAGUGCAAGUGUAACACCCUGUUAACACAGAACUGCCUACUGAAGCGUUUCCCCCUCGUUUUUUCUUUUGACUUAAAAUUUGAGAAUAUGAACAGACUUUUUUUAUUUAUUUUUUUUAUGCACAAGUUUAAAAUUGAAUGUUGUUGUUUUUUUAUUUUUAUUUUUAUUUUUUUUUUAACAGCCAGGAAUGUUCUUUGCAAUACUAUAACACGGUGCUCUAUUGUUAUAUGUAUUCAAUGCGCUCUCUUGUGGAUUAAGGAAAUAACAUCAAUUUAAAAAAUCAGCUGACUUUAAAAUUUGAAUUUAGAUUUCUGCCCAAUUGACAGCCCUACUAUGUUGUACUAAUGUUGGAAACCUUAAAAUGUUAAGGUGGACAACACCUGGUUAAGUUGAGACUGUUGAGUUAGUCAGCUGGGUCUCAACACAUUAUCAAAUGGCUUUUAAUCUUCUCCUAUCAGACUAAUUUCACAGAUCAGCCUUAAUUAACCUGUUUAAAGCACCACAAGUGAUGUUACAAAAAGUAAAAGCCCAGUCAGCUUUUCCUUUUUUAUAUCACAUCAUUAGUUUCCAUCUUUUAUAUUUUAUUUUUCAAGAAAACUCAUUGUACAAGUUUUAUGAAUUUCUCAUUUAUAGCAUGAAGUUACAUAAGAAAUGUUUAAUCAUUUUGUGGAAGUAUAAUAAAUGCAAUUCUUAAUUUGAUGUAUAAAAUUAUGUAUUACAUUUUAAAAUGUUUGGUAUUAAACAUUUUGAAAGAUCA
Messenger RNA from Myxocyprinus asiaticus (Chinese sucker), 5536 nucleotides. Its product is annotated as kelch-like protein 26. The transcript has 3 exons. The record is from RefSeq and is a predicted model, not a curated record. Gene Ontology annotation, molecular function: protein binding. NCBI's taxonomy places the organism in Eukaryota, Metazoa, Chordata, Actinopteri, Cypriniformes, Catostomidae. Bases 788 to 2554 code for a protein of 588 amino acids.